AUGGAGCCCUCCUAUGUGGUUAUGCCAAUCUACAAAAUAGGGAUUAAGUUGGAAGAGGUACCUGACAAGGUGAAAAAGGUAUUGAAAGAAUUUGAGAGUGUGAUGCCAGAGCAAUUGCCCAAGGUCCUACCUCUUCGAAGAUUAGUGGCCCAUGAGAUUGAGCUUCUUUCAGGAGUCAAGCCACCAGCUAAAGCUUCUUAUCGCAUGGCUCUGCCCAAUGUUCUUCCACAAACAAGUCCAUUUGAAGUGGUCACAGGACAACUACCAAGACUACCACAUACAUCCCUUGAAUCAUAUGGAGGGAAAAAUCCACGAGCAUUCAACCUUAGCAAAGAAUGGAGACAAAAUACAAAAAUUGCACAAGCAUACUUGAAGAAAGCAUCAAAGAUCAUGAAGAAGUGGGCAAAUAAGGGUCGAAGGGUUCUUAAAGAAGCAAGAAGUAGGUUGGUCCGUAAAUAUAAGAGUCCAGUGAAGAUCCUUUCUAAGAUAGGGAAUGCUUAUUACAAAAUUGACCCACCAAAAUGGAUGAAGGUGCAUCCAGUGUUUCAUGUGAGCAAUUUAAAACCUUUCCUUGCAGAUCCCACAAAUGCAAGCCAUAGGGAGUCAACUAGGGCUGCAAUCAUCAUAAAGCUACCAUCAGAACAUCAAGUUGAAGAGAUUUUAGCUGACAGAGUAUCCAGGAUAUCUCGAAGAAUAAUUCAUGAAUAUUUAGUGAAGUGGGAAAGCUUAGGACCAAAGAAAACCAACUAG
Durio zibethinus is the source of this 750-nucleotide messenger RNA. The record is from RefSeq and is a predicted model, not a curated record. NCBI's taxonomy places the organism in Eukaryota, Viridiplantae, Streptophyta, Magnoliopsida, Malvales, Malvaceae.